CUCAAGUUACGUAGUCUGAAGACUGAAAUAGUGACAUCAAAAAUAAAAUUCCACCCAUAAAUUUUUCCGACAUCCAAAACUCCAACUCUCCCCACAACCAAAUAAAAAUGUACCAACUAACCUCAACCUCCGUUUUCAAAGCUCCCUCCCCGCCCGGCCAAGAAGUUUACAUCUAUGAAAUCCUCCCCUGUGCCGCGGGCCUCGCGGCCAUUUCCUCCGACGACAGUUUGCGGCUUCUGGAUCCGUUGUCGUUGACGCUCGGUUCAGUGAAGGGAAAUCUCCAUUCGGAAUCGGGUAAGAAGAGAGAUCCGGCUGUUGAGGGUGUUACCUGUCUGACGGGAAUUGAGGGGGAGAGUGUGGUUGUUACGGCGGGGAGAGAUGGGUGGGUUAGGGUUGUUGAUUCGAGGAGUGGAGAGGGGGUGGGAGGGGUUAGAGUUGCUCAGAAUGCUCCCAUACUGUCACUUGCAUGUUCAAGCCCGUAUGCAUUGGCAGCAGGCACGGAGUUGACGAAUCAUCAAGCAAGUAUUUUGAUCUGGGAUACACGCAACUUAGAGACACCAAUAGUCCAGUAUGUCGAGAGCCAUAGCGACGAUGUUACUGAACUGCAAUUCCAUCCAACUCGACCUCAAAUCCUGCUCUCUGGCUCAACAGAUGGCUUGGUAAACAUCUACAACAUCACUAUCACAGACGAAGAGGAAGCAUUACACCAGACUAUCAACCAUAGUGCCUCGAUACACCAUGCCAACUUCCUCAGUGACGUGGAUAUAUUUGCUCUAUCACAUGACGAGAAGUUCUCGAUGUAUGAACUCGUCACGAAUCCGGAAGAAGGGGUCGAAGAGCAUCCUCCAGUCCACUUUGGUGAUCUAAGAGAGAAGCUAGGUGGUGAAUAUGUUGCGAAUGUUAUGAGGAGACCAGAUGGUGGUGCUGUGGCUGGCAUUGGAACUCAUAGUCAAGAGAGCUUUGAUCUCGUACAGUUGAAGAAUGGCCCUUGGACUUUUCAACCUGAGACAAAGGUUACAUUACCGGGAGCACACGGAUCUGAGAUCGUCCGAUCGUACUGUUUUCUCGACUCACAUCAAACUGUAUUGACUUGUGUGUUUUUGCAGAUUUCGAUACCCAUCUAUGCGCAGAUAUCAUCAGAUGAUGAUGUGGGAACGCCUGUCAGCGUGGAUACAAGUGCGCAGCCAUCGGUAGCAGCUCAAUCACCAACGCCGCAACGGCCGCUGGGGGAACCAAAUGACGGUUCCAGGAGGAUAGAUGGUACUGAGCAGGUUGACAAAGCUCUCUUCUUCCUCCAUCGAUACGAACGAUUGAAUCCGCGACCAGCACGAAAACCCUCUGGCAUAAUUGGAACGACUGGGCAAUACAUCUUAGCCCUGCUCCCACGAUUAUCUAUCCAGGGCCCUUCCGGAACUGAAGAGGAUGUAUCGAAACAGCUUCCAUCGCAGGUUGCAGAAGCAGUGCGACUUCUGGAGGAGGCAGCACAACUCAACAACCCGGAUGCUAUUUUCCUCCUGGCUGAAAUGAACUUCUACGGCAAUUUCACGCAUCCGAAGAACUUUCCUGAGUCGUUCAGACGAUAUCACCAAUUGGCCUCCUUGAAUGGAAACAGCUCGGCACAGCAUAUGCUUGGAUUCAUGUAUGCGACAGGCAUUGGAGGAGCUGUGGAAAGGGAUCAAGCAAAGUCCUUGCUAUACCACACUUUUGCAGCCAAGGGCGGGAGCGUCAAAUCCGAGAUGACACUAGCAUAUCGAUAUCAUACCGGAGUUGGAGUGGCACAGAACUGCGAUGUUUCAGUCAAGCACUAUAAAGCUGCUGCUGACCAAGCUGUCAAAUGGUUCCGUUCAGGUCCUCCAGGAGGAAUGGCGUGGGUUCCGGACUCGUAUCGAUAUGCAGACGAUGAUGGUGGUGUCUACGGAGAGGGUGCCAGCUAUUCCAGUGCAGGGAUCAACAGGAAUAAGGCAGGCGUGAACUCUGACGCACAUGCAGCUCUGGAUGAUGUUCUGGAGUAUCUGGACUUGAUGUCACGAAAGGGGGACUUUAAGGCGACAUUCAGUCUUGGACGAAUUCACUAUGAUGGACAGAAAGGCCUUCCAAGAGAUAUGCAGAGUGCAAAGUGGUAUUUCAUGAAGGUUGCGAAACUGUACUGGGGGCGAGAUGGCAGAAUCAUCGAGCAAGAAAAACCAGGUCUCGAAAAAGUCGCCACCAAAGCUGCUGGAUAUAUUGGCCGAAUGUUCAUGCGAGGCGAGGGUGUGGAGCAGAGCUUCGAGAGAGCCCAGAUCUGGUUCCAAAGGGGCAUCAAAAGUGGCGAUGCCGGCUCACAAUAUGGAAUGGGUGUUAUGCAUUUGGAAGGACUUGGAGUUCCCAAGAACUCUGCGAAAGCGACUGAGUUUUUCAAAGCUUCGGCAGAACUGGACUAUUCUCCUGCACAGGUUGCUUUAGGAGCUCUGUACCUUGACCAAGGAACACCAAACGACAUCCAAGUAGCUAGUCGCUAUUUCGAGCUUGCUGCGAGAUAUGGCCACAUUGAAUCCUACUAUUACCUUGCCGAGAUCAUUGACCAGGGACUUGGUCGAGAUCGUAGCUGCGGACUUGCAGCAGCUUAUUACAAGAAUGUUGCUGAGAAGGCCGAGCCACUCCUCUCGUCUUUUGCAGAGGCCAACGAAGCGUACGAAAGCGGAGACUAUGAAAUCGCAUUGAUUGACAACAUGUUUGCCGCCGAGCAAGGCUACGAGAGAGCUCAAGCAAAUGUUGCCUACAUUCUUGACCAGCAAAAGUUCAGAUGGUCAUUCCCCACAUGGCUGUCUCUGACUGCUUCACGCCGGCCGGCCCUCUUACAGAAUGCAGCACUUGCAUUGAUCUACUGGACAAGGUCAGCCAAGCAGUCGAAUAUUGAUUCAUUGGUCAAAAUGGGAGACUAUUAUCUUGCUGGUGUCGGCACUCAAGCCGACAUGGAGAAAGCUGCUUCGUGUUAUACAGCAGCGUCUGAAUACCACCAAAGCGCCCAGGCGCUUUACAAUCUCGCUUGGAUGCACGAAAAUGGCGUUGGGCUCAACCAAGAUUUUCAUUUGGCAAAGAGAUAUUAUGACCUUGCAUUGGAGACUAAUGAAGAGGCCUAUCUUCCCGUCACAUUGAGCUUGUUCAAACUCAGAAUGAGGAGUGCAUGGAAUACACUUACUCACGGCAGGGUGAACUCUAUUCAAGAUGAACCAGCUCCAAAGAAGCAAUGGUCUCUGUCAGAGUGGAUCUCGAACUUUCUCAAAGAUGAUCCUAUGUUAUACGAUGAUAAUGGCUUUGAUGACAACUAUCUGCCUGAAACAGAUGCUAUGCCUGGAGGGGAUGCCGAUGGUCUAUACGAUGACAUAUUGGACGAUGGACUAUUGGAAACCUUUGUGAUAAUUGGAUUAGCUGCAGCUCUGUUGUUCUUGAUUUAUUAUCGACAACAGCAUCAGUUGGCUCAUAGACGGCAAGAGGAAGCAGCGAAUGGACAAAAUGGUGCAGCGCCUGCGGGACAGCAGGAAGACAGAGGAUUAUUUCCUCAACCAGGUGAUCCUGAAUUCAACCAAUGGGUUGCAGGUGGCAUAGGGCAUUAAAAUAUUGCGUGGAGUGUACCUUUAGCGUGUAGAAAUAAGCAGAGGCAGUUCAAAAUGAUAUCCAUAAC
Messenger RNA from Mollisia scopiformis, 3661 nucleotides. RefSeq names its product HCP-like protein. The transcript is spliced from 9 exons. Gene Ontology annotation, molecular function: protein binding. The record is from RefSeq and is a predicted model, not a curated record. Bases 108 to 3593 code for a protein of 1161 amino acids. Gene Ontology annotation, cellular component: endoplasmic reticulum membrane. NCBI's taxonomy places the organism in Eukaryota, Fungi, Ascomycota, Leotiomycetes, Helotiales, Mollisiaceae. Gene Ontology annotation, biological process: ERAD pathway.